UACUCGCACUCCCAAGGACUUGCUCCUUCAAAACCAAUGGUUCAUGACCCAGUUGAACGUAAAAUACAACCAAACAAAAUGUGUGAAAAUUACAUCUGAACAGCUUGAAGGUGAUGACGCUUCCAUUGAGGAGCUGGUAAGAGACUCCGAUGCGAUCAAGGAAUGACGUAGCAAAAUGUGCAGUGAAACCUGCUUAGAUUUGAAAAUUAAUAUCCAAACGGACUCCCAGUUAGUCGAAAAAACAUCAGUUUUCUGCAACAGGAUCUAUCACCCAAACCCAUCAUCAAACUUGUAUUCAUCCAUUAGAGAUCACAUCUCUAAUGGUGCACCAAAAGAAGCCCUUUUAAUUUACACCCAAAAUCGUCGAAACCCACUUAAUCUACUGAGUGUACUCCCUUUGGUUUUCAAAGCUUGUGCAAUUCUUUCCCUGACUAACUACGGAAAGUCGCUGCAUUCCGAAUCAAUCAAAGCUGGACUGCUGUCUGAUGUAGUGGUGGGAACCUCAAUGGUGAACAUGUAUGCUAAAUGCUGUAACGCGAUCGACGCCCGCAAAGUGUUUGAUGAAAUGCCUGUGAAGAACGUCGUCACAUGGAAUGCCAUGAUAGGUGGAUACAUGAAGAAUAGAGAAACACAACCUGCCUUACGGUUAUUUAACAAGAUGUCUGACAGGACAUCAGUUUCUUGGAUCGAAAUGAUCACAGGGUAUGCAAGAACAGGGGAUACAAUGAUGGCAAGGUCUUUCUUCGAUCAAGUUCCAUUCCCACUGAAAAAUGUGAUGACUUGGACUGUUAUGGUUGAUGGGUACGCAAGUAAUGGGGACAUGAAAGCUGCUAAAAAAGUAUUUGAGGCCAUGCCAGAAAGAAACUUCUUCGUUUGGUCAUCAAUGGUUUCAGGGUAUUUCAAGAAAGGUGAUGUGGAAUCCGGGGAGACCAUCUUCAAUCGGAUUCCAUUCCGGAAUCUUGUGAACUGGAAUUCGUUGAUUUCCGGGUACUCUCAAAAUGGUCUUUGUGAGAAAGCUCUAGAAGCAUUUGCCAAAAUGGAAUCCGAUGGGUUUGAACCAGAUGAAGUCUCGUUUGCAAGCGCUUUAUCGGCUUGUGCCCAAUUGGGGUCAUUAAAAACAGGUAAAGAUCUUCACGAUAUGAUUAUUCAAAAAAGAAUCAAAGUGAAUAUCUUUAUUUUGAAUAGUUUGGUCGAUAUGUAUGCAAAAUGUGGGGAUUUGAUGAAUGCAAGAUUAAUAUUUGAAGACAUGAUGGAAUCUGAAAGAAACGAUUCUUGUUGGAACGCGAUGAUUUCGGGAUUUUCAAUCCAUGGUCAUUGUAGAGAAGCUCUUGAGUUUUUUGAUAGAAUGGAGAAAUCGAAAGUGACACCAAAUGAAAUAACUUUUUUAUCAGUUUUAUCGGCUUGUGCACAUGCAGGAUUUGUUGAAGAGGGAUUGGAAAUAUUUGAUAAGAUGGGGAAAUAUGGUUUGGUGGCUAAUGUGAAGCAUUACGGGUGUUUGGUUGACAUUUUGGGCAGGGUGGGCAGGUUGAAAGAUGCGUAUCGGGUAGUGACCGAGAUGCCCGUGAGACCGAAUGAGUCGGUUUGGGGGGCUUUGCUUGGUGCAUGUCGAGUUCACUCGGAUAUGGAAAUGGCAAACCGGGUGGUUGAGAAAGUGAAUGCUGAGUUAACUCGGUGUGGUUAUGUGGUUAUGUCGAAUAUGUAUGCUGCUUCAGAAAGAUGGGAAAAGGCAGAAAGUUUGAGGGAUUUGAUGUUUCGUGAAAGGGUUCAGAAAACAGUCGGGUGUAGUUCAGUUCACUUGAAUGAUUAUGAUGGGAACCGGAGCUAGAAAAUCAUGGGAAGUGAAAUCUAUAAGUUGAUUAUAGAUAUGGCUUCAGGUGAGUUAUAUUUGUGGCUUUUGGGCUUUGGCCUUGUUAAAGUUUUUAUUUUUUAUUUUUUUUGGUCAUGAUGCUAUAUGAUUAGAAGGUAUGGCGUUUCGUAAGGCAAGAUGCCUUCCAUAUAUAUAUGUUAUAUAUAUGUAUAGUCUUUAAUUACCGAAAUUCAUAUUCUACUACAGGAGCAACUGGCUACAACAUGUAUACAGUAUACGUGCUUAUUAUUUUCUCUAAUAUUUUUGGUUUUCCAUGUC
Lactuca sativa (garden lettuce) is the source of this 2125-nucleotide messenger RNA. RefSeq names its product Pentatricopeptide repeat (PPR-like) superfamily protein. The record is from RefSeq and is a predicted model, not a curated record. Gene Ontology annotation, molecular function: RNA binding; protein binding. NCBI's taxonomy places the organism in Eukaryota, Viridiplantae, Streptophyta, Magnoliopsida, Asterales, Asteraceae. Gene Ontology annotation, biological process: RNA modification.